Coccinella septempunctata (seven-spotted ladybird) is the source of this 2584-nucleotide messenger RNA. RefSeq names its product oxysterol-binding protein-related protein 9. The transcript has 14 exons. Gene Ontology annotation, cellular component: membrane; intracellular membrane-bounded organelle; cytosol. Gene Ontology annotation, molecular function: sterol binding. Bases 84 to 2192 code for a protein of 702 amino acids. The record is from RefSeq and is a predicted model, not a curated record. NCBI's taxonomy places the organism in Eukaryota, Metazoa, Arthropoda, Insecta, Coleoptera, Coccinellidae.
UGUUCAUUCAAAUGUCAGUGUAAUCCGGGUCAGUUAUCUUUGCAAUUAUUUAGUUGACCGCUAUGUUUUGAACAGAAUUAGCUAUGGAGGGUUCCCUCAGUAAAUGGACAAAUGUAAUGAAGGGCUGGCAAUACCGCUGGUUUGUUCUAGAUGAUAAUUCCGGUCUACUUUCUUAUUAUACUUCGAAAGAGAAGAUGAUGCGAGGUGUAAGAAGAGGAUGCGUAAGACUGAAAAAUGCCAUAAUAGGAAUAGACGAUGAAGAUGAUAGUACAUUCACCAUAACUGUUGACCACAAAACAUUCCAUUUUCAAGCUAGAGACGCCGAAGAGAGGGAAAAAUGGGUACAGGCUUUGGAGGACACCAUUUUUAAACACGGAAGCAGGAUGAAGUGGGACACUAAUCAACCACCACCUACGAUCAAAGAUUUUCAGUACAAAGUUACAGAAGCAGACGCAUAUCUUCAACUGAUGAUUGAACAAAUAAAGAUACUCGAAGAAAAUAUCAGUAAAAUGAGUGAUCCGGAGGAUAAAUCCAAGUGCCAAACUAUUCUAGAGCAAGCAAAUGUCAUGUUGGAUAAUGUUAAGCAUUCUAUAGUAUUACUUCAAAUAGCUAAGAAUACAGCCCAUCCCGUCAAUGGCUUGGGCCUAUAUCAAAUAGUACCUGGAUCCUCAUCACAUACAACAGCGCCUAUGAAUGCAGAAACCUUAGUACCUGAAGGACCAGUUCAUGGAGUUGAACUGGGUUCAGAAUGUCGAGAAAAUACCAGGAGACAGAGCAGAAACCUUGCAUCUCCCACCUCUUUAGCGGUACCGGACAUGUCUUAUUCGAGCAGUGAGGGAGAAGAGGAUUUCUUCGAUGCUAAUGACUACCCCACCUCUGUGAGCUCUGUAUUGUCUCCUAUUGGCCUGAAAACUUUCGAAAGCGAUGGUGAUAAUAAUACAACAAAUCCUGUACAGAUCAGGCAGCAGACCCCAAAUGCUGUCAGAAAAGUUUCUGGCAAACCCGAUGACAUAGAACAAAUUGAUGAUGAUGCUUUAUACGAUGACGAUAGUGACGAAAAUUUGGAAAUUGAUACCAACGUUUCUGUGAUUAGACAUUUGCUGUCUCAGGUUAAGAUAGGUAUGGACUUGACCAAGGUAGUAUUACCAACUUUCAUACUGGAGAGGCGAUCGCUUUUGGAAAUGUAUGCCGAUUAUUUCGCACAUCCUGACCUAUUUAUAAGUAUUGCAGAUGCCAAAGAUCCCAGAGAUCGUAUGGUUCAAGUGGUUAAGUGGUACCUAGCUUCGUACCAUGCGGGCAGAAAAAGCGCCGUUGCUAAAAAACCGUACAACCCGAUACUCGGGGAAAUUUUCCGAUGUCACUGGAACAUUCCUAAAAGUUACGGUAAACUGACUCCGACCGAAGAGACUGUGCAGGAAGGACCAAUCACUUGGUGUACAAAAAAUCAACUGGUGUUUGUUGCUGAGCAGGUAUCCCACCAUCCUCCAAUUUCAGCAUUCUACGCUGAACACUACAACAAACGUAUCAGUUUCAACGCCCACGUUUAUACAAAAUCCAAGUUUCUCGGCCUAUCGGUUUGUGUGUAUAAUAUUGGUCAAGGGGUAGUUUCAGUAUUAGAUCAUGAUGAAGAAUACACAGUUACCUUUCCUAAUGGUUAUGGUCGCUCAAUUUUAACCGUACCCUGGAUAGAAUUAGGAGGAUCAAUAGUUAUAAACUGUCGGAAGACGGGAUAUUAUAGCAAUAUUGAAUUCAUAACAAAGCCUUUUUACGGCAACAAAAAGCACAGGAUAAGUGCAGAAAUAUUUGGACCAGAAGAUAAAAAGCCCUUUCUAACAAUAAGUGGAGAAUGGAAUGGUAUCAUGGAGGCUAAAUCUAAUGAUAAGCAACAAGUGGAAGAUUUUGUUAUAGACGUUAAUAAAUUAGAAAUUGUAAAGAAAUUGGUUAGACCAAUAAGUCAGCAAGAAGAAAAUGAAUCUCGCAAAGUAUGGAAAGACGUCACUUUGGGAUUAAAACUUAACGAUAUUGAUAAAGCAACGGCCGCUAAGCAGAAAGUGGAACAAAGACAAAGAGAUGAGGCUAAAGAAAGGAAAGAGAGUGGUGGAGAAUGGAAUACAAAAUUGUUCCAGAAAGGCCCAGAAGAUAGUUGGCACUUCAUAAAUCCACUCCGGUAUAGAUUAGUAUCGAAUACAUGAAUCUUACAAUAACAUGAUCAAGGAGAUGAAUUCAACACUGUGCUUUUCUCAAAACCAUCCUAAAAAACUGUUUGAUCAGAACAAUAUUAUUUUCAUAUUUAUAUUAAACUGUGAUAUCAUCAUAUUAUGGGAAUGUGAGAACUGAAUGAGGCGGAAGAUCUACCGCUGCAGGACAGCUUAUCGCCUUGAUUAAAUAACAUGAAUUGAAUUCUUUCUUAAAUUUACUGUACAUAAAGAUGGCAUUUAUUUAUUUUUAUUAGGGGCUAAGUUGAUAAAAUGUUUUCUCUCCCAACUUUUUUAUUUCCAUUUAACUCCCAGAAUGUUGCAAUAGAGGUACAAUCCAAAUUUAUAUGUGACUUACAUUUCCAAGUUGAAUAAAUCAUACAAACAUA